Messenger RNA from Podospora pseudocomata, 813 nucleotides. RefSeq lists its product as uncharacterized. The transcript has a single exon. The record is from RefSeq and is a predicted model, not a curated record. Bases 1 to 813 code for a protein of 270 amino acids. Lineage: Eukaryota; Fungi; Ascomycota; Sordariomycetes; Sordariales; Podosporaceae. Gene Ontology annotation, molecular function: oxidoreductase activity.
AUGCCCCCCUCCCCAACCACAAUCACGACGACCCCCCAACCCUUCCACUUCAAAAUCGACAUCUACACCGACACAGUCUGCCCCUUCUCCCACCUCGGCUUCCUCUCCCUCACCACCGCCGUCUCCUCCUUCUCCCCCCCGACCCCGGUGACCUUCUCCCUAACCUACCACCCCUACAUCCUCUACCCCAACUCCCGCCCCUCCUCCCGCAAACUCGGCGCCGCACUCACAUACAUCUACUCCUCCCACACCCGCACAACCUCCAUCCUCACCCACCUCGACAAUCUGGCCAGCACCUACAACAUCAAGUUCAACUGGGAGGGGAUGACCGGCAACAGCAGGGACUCGCACCGGCUGAUCCUAUUGGCACAAUCCCGCUUUCAAGCAUCCCCCUCCCAGCAAAACCUCCGACGCUUCAUGUCGCGCCUCUACCAAGCCAGCUUCCAACGCGGCCGCGACAUCUCCUCCAGACAAACCCUGGCCGAACUAGGGGUGGAGGCAGGAUUGUUCGGGACGGUAGACAAAGGGUUGGAAUGGUUGGACUCGGGGGCUCUAGGGGAGGAGGUCGACAAAGAAUGCGAAAAAGCCAAGCAAGAAAUAGGCGUCAGGGCGGUACCAAGCUAUGUCGUCAACGAAAAGUACGUAGUGGGGGGGAUGCAAGACCCGGUCGUGUGGCUGUCUUUGUUUGACAAGAUCAUGCGACAGCCCACAUCACAGCUGCAGGGUGGUGGUGAACAAAAGGGGGAGCAGCUUGGGAGGAGGGAGGAGCACGGGGGAAAUUGUAGGGUUGUUGCUGUCGAAAAUGACACAUAG